Messenger RNA from Penicillium odoratum, 1737 nucleotides. RefSeq names its product SD08430p. Gene Ontology annotation, molecular function: acetyl-CoA transmembrane transporter activity. The record is from RefSeq and is a predicted model, not a curated record. Gene Ontology annotation, cellular component: membrane. NCBI's taxonomy places the organism in Eukaryota, Fungi, Ascomycota, Eurotiomycetes, Eurotiales, Aspergillaceae. The transcript has 2 exons. The coding region runs from base 1 to 1737 and encodes 578 amino acids.
AUGACACGGAAAAACCAUUCCAUCUCCAAACGCCGUUCCAAACCGAGCCUCAAAGUUGCUACUGGCCACAACGGCCAUGCGAACGGCAACAUGAACAACAUCGAAAUGCGCAAGCGCGAUACUCCCUCCGUCGAUUCCUCUGCCGAAGCAACAGCUCGUCUCAUGUCUCGAUCUAGCUUCACCCUCGAUGACGACCCUGUCAUCGUUCCUCAAACUCCCCUCCAAACCACCACCAGCUUCCAUAACCUACCUACAAGUGACCGUCGCAAUUUUCUGUUGCUAUGCCUUCUGUAUUUCUUGCAGGGCGUGCCUAUGGGUCUUGCGACCGGAUCUGUGCCUUUCCUUCUGAAACCGUAUCUGUCUUAUGGCCAGAUUGGCAUCUUCUCACUCGCCUCCUACCCCUACUCUUUGAAGCUGUUCUGGAGUCCCAUUGUUGAUGCCGUGUGGAGUCCACGGUUUGGUCGCCGGAAGAGCUGGAUCACCCCGGUUCAGGUUAUUGCGGGACUUGCUAUGAUCUACCUGGGUCGCCACAUUGGGGAAAUGAUGGAGCAGGCUGGCGCGAAUGGAGGCGCCGGAGUCUGGAACUUCACAUACUGGUGGUUCAUGCUGGUGCUUUUCUGCGCUACGCAGGAUAUCGCUGUCGACGGCUGGGCUAUUACCCUUAUGUCGCCUCCGAAUAUUUCCUACGCAUCUACUGCUCAGACUGUUGGUUUGACAGCGGGUCACUUCCUGUCAUACACCGUGUUCCUGGCAUUUAAUUCCAAGGACUUCGCGAAUCGGUGGUUCCGCACUAUCCCUGGUGAGGGUGGUCUGCUCUCGCUCGGCACAUACUUGACUUUCUGGGGCUGGGCCUACCUUAUUGUAACCCUGGGUCUGGCUUUGCUGAAGAAGGAAGACCGCACCAAGGAGCGUGACAGCAUCAUGGAUGUGUACAAGAGCAUGUGGAGCGUUUUGAAGCUGAAGAACAUUCAAACCAUCAUUCUCAUUCAUUUGAUUGCUAAGAUUGGCUUCCAGGCUAACGACGGCGUCACCAGUUUGAAACUUUUGGACAAGGGCUUUGGCCAGGAAAACAUGGCUUUGGUCGUCUUGAUCGACUUUCCCUUCGAAAUCAUGCUUGGUUACUAUGCUGGCAAGUGGUCGACUGACCAUGGACCCAUGCGACUUUGGGGCUGGGCUUUUGUCGGCCGCCUAGCCGCCGCUGUACUUGCUCAGUUCACUGUGAUGAUCUACCCCAGCGGAUCAGAGGUACCCUUUUGGUAUAUGCUGGCUGUCAUCUUCGAGCAUGUGGUAUCUACCUUUAUGAACACGGUCAUGUUCGUUGCCAUUUCAGCAUUCCAUGCACGUAUUGCAGACCCAAGCAUUGGUGGCACCUACAUGACCCUCCUCGCAACCGUCUGCAACCUGGGUGGAACAUUCCCUCGUAUCUUUGUUCUCAAGCUAGUCGAUCUCUUUACAAAGGCAACAUGCCUCCCACCCACCACAGCCCCACCAAGUGACCAGCUGAAAGAUGCUCUUGUCACGUCUGCAUUCUCCUGCGCCCUCGAGCCAGAGAAGAACCGCUGUAUAAACGGCGGCGGUACUUGCAUCGUCGACCGUGACGGCUACUACAUUACCAACAUUAUCUGCGUGCUUAUUGGCACUCUCACGUUUGUGUGGUUUAUCAAACCCGCUGCUGCCAAGCUUCAAAGCUUACCCCUGCGCGCCUGGCGACUCGUGCCAGGUCCCCAGCGGGAGUAA